This is a messenger RNA of Wyeomyia smithii (pitcher-plant mosquito), 2757 nucleotides long. RefSeq names its product zinc finger protein OZF-like. The record is from RefSeq and is a predicted model, not a curated record. NCBI's taxonomy places the organism in Eukaryota, Metazoa, Arthropoda, Insecta, Diptera, Culicidae. The coding region runs from base 995 to 2566 and encodes 523 amino acids. The transcript has 3 exons.
AAGAAUAUUUUCUCUAAAAAUCAUUAUUUUUUAUCGCCGUUUUUGGCAAAGUUUUCCAAAAUAACAUAACAAAAAACUUUGCUGAAGACACUAGGUAGCUAUUUCUCAAUCUUACUGAGCUAUCUGAUUUUGUUCAAUGAUGUUUUAAAAAAAAAUUUUUUGCCGUUAAAAUUCAUAUUUUAUACCUACCUCUGAUAUUCUCACUGAACUUUUAAAACAACAUCAGACCUUUAUUUUUUUAUGUUACAGCAGACUUUAUUUUAUCGGAUAAUUAGGUUUCUAUCAAUUUUUCCUGCCAAAAAAUUUACUUUUGACAAGUAAUUUUAGAUUUUCUGCCGUUUCCCAACACAUCCCACGGCAAGAUUACCACCAAUUGAAUUGUCCAUGUGUUCUGCACACACGGCAGUUAAAACUUCUUGCAGAAACUUUAGUUGCGUUACAUGACGUAAGUUCAUUUAUGUCAUGUUGAUCAAUAGCAAAUCUUUGUUGGGAAAAACAUAGCAAGCUUUGCAUUUUUACGUUUUGAUGCAUAUUUUGAAGUAUUAUUAAUGCAUGUAAACAAUAACUAAUUAUUAUUGUUGCCUACUAAAGAUGAGUAUGAGCGGUGCAAAUAUUCGGGAAUAUUUGAGCUGAAAUUUGAAUUUUUAAAAACCACGUGUUUACAUGCAUCGAUUAUACUUUAAAAGAUGCAUCAAAAUCAAAAAAUCGUAGAAGUUGAUGUCAUACAACCCAUACAACGAACACGCAAAUUUUGCUCUUCUCUCCCUCGUUGUUGAUUCACGGCUGACUUUAGGUUUUAUUUUUACGUUAAGUUAAACAAAAAACCUUCAGCGUGUAUGCCAUGACAUGUUUUUGUUUAUUCAGGUUUAUUCUAGCUCAAGUAAAAAAAUAUUGCGGAAUUCUGCAAAGUUUACUAUUAUUUACACCUAUCUAUAUAAUCCGGUAAAAAUCAAAAAAGUAUUUUAGUUCGUCUUACGUGAAUUGUGCUGGCAAAAUGGAGGAAUCCACUCAGAUCAAAGUAGAAGAGCUUGUAAUACUCGACACAAAGGAUGAGAAAACUUUUUUUGCUAACAGCGAACUGUGUUCCGAUGAAACCAACGUCCUAAGGAAAGUUUCUACGGAUACUGAUCUCCUAGACCAUAUGCCCCGGCACAGUAAUGAGCGACCCUUUAAAUGCACAAUCUGUAGCAGAACGUUUAAGAAAUCGAGAGGAUUAAGGUUUCAUGAAAACAAAUACCACAAGGCCGAUCCGUACUCAAGUAAUUGGAACAGUUCGAAAUCGUGGAAGGGCAACGGGAAACGACCUUUCGCUUGUGAUAUCUGCAGCAGAACAUGCGCCACACCGGAGAGUUUGCACCACCAUAUGAGUGCUCAUACAGGAGACCGGAACUUCCAGUGUGACAUAUGCGGACGACGAUUCAGCGUUAAAAGAAAUAUAUCGACUCACAUGAGAAUACACCGCACAGAUUGCAGGCAUAAGUGCUCGGUUUGCAAUAAAAAUUUCACAAGUAAUUUCUGUCUCGCAGAUCAUAUGCGCCGUCACAGCGAUGAGCGUCCCUUCAAAUGUGACAUCUGCGACACAUUAAUCAAGAGAUCGGCAGAUUUAAUGCGUCAUAUGCAGAAUGCCCAUAAUGUCGAUCUCUUCUCAAGCAAUGCGAAGAGUUUGGAACCAAGCCAAAAUGAUAACAGCCGAAGCGAAAGUUCAGGGGAAUACAACUGCGACAUAUGCGGUAAACAGUACAAAACAAAAAAUACUCUUCGCUUACAUCAGGAACUUCAUCAGAGCACUGCAGUGAGAUCCGAACGAAAAUUUCAAUGUGAAAUCUGUAGCGAAGCAUUUUCACAACAGUCAACAUUAGCGCGACACAUUGAAGCACAUAGCACCAAGCGACACCAGUGUAAGAUCUGUGGGAAAAGAUAUGCUCGCUUACACACUCUCCUGCUGCAUAUGACUUGUCACCCAGAGAAAAUACCUUUUAAUUGUGGUAUUUGUGAUAUAUCAUGUGAGUCAGCUAAAGCUUUGAUAGAACAUAAAGCAACACACACCUCAAAGAGGCCGUAUGAAUGCAAAAUUUGUGGAGAAGGAUUUUCACUAGUUAGGCUCAGGGAGCAUUCGAUUUGCCAUACUGAAGAGCGGCCUUUUAAAUGUGAUAUUUGCGGGUCUGUAUAUAAGUCGACUGACAGUUUGAGAGCGCAUCAAAAAACGCACGCUCUUUGGAACCCAUAUAAAUGCGAUAUUUGUGAGAGGAGAUGUUCGGGUCCUGGACGACUCAAAAUGCAUAUGACUAGUCAUACUGAAGAACGACCUUUUAAUUGCGACAUUUGCGGGUCCGCAUAUAAGUCAGUUGCUAGUUUGAAAAUACAUCAGAAAACGCACGUCUCUGAGAGACCACAUAAAUGCGAAAUCUGCGGAAGAGGCUUUCUUCUUCCUUCCCAGGUAAAGCGGCACAUGCGUAGUCAUUCUGACGAACGGCCUUUCAAAUGCAACAUGUGCGACGGAUCAUAUAAGUCAGCUUUUAGGCUGAAAGCACAUAGAAAAAAACACCAUGACGAGUGUAACCCCUAAUGUUCGAUUCAGACCAUACACUCCUAAUUAAUGACCUUACAAAUUGCUUUUUUUUCACAAACGAAAAAAGUGAUAGGCGACUAGAUAGUAAUCUUUUUUAAAUAAGGAAGAAUUAUAAAUCUAGCACCCCGCUACACAAGGAUCGAGAGUGAAAUAAAACAAAACAAGGAGAUGCGUGUAUAUAUUACUGA